UGCUGCCGGAAGUAGGUUUUGUAGUUCGCCGGUACAACCGCCGUGUUCAGUUGGCUGUCAAUAACUGCGAUGUUUACGUAAAUACUCUUUGCGUAACCAUGUACACUACAUGGUUAUAUGCGGUAUAAUUACUAGUUCCGCACAUAAACAUCGACUGUAAAUACAUGUCCGCUUCCAAGUUUACGCCGUGGAAGUAUGAAUGGAGUUUGGUAAAAUCACCCGUUGCUGGUAGCUUUGAAAGCUAGCUAACACGUCUUUAAUGCACACUCUGCGGUAGUUGAAGUAAGGAUGGACAAAGGCGAUGGUGGCGAACAAAGUGGACUUUCUCAGGAUGCCCAUGGUCCAGAGAUGCAAAGUCUUCCGGAAGGUUGCUUGGCAUGUCAACCGGAUGUUGACCCCGCUACUCCUGAGGCCAGUGGCUUGUUGUCGUUGCCGUGGGAGAUGGUGACCCAUAUUGCCUCACACCUUCCCGCUCACUGUGUCAUCUCCGUCCUGCCAAAGGUCUGUUCCGCUUUGCGUAACGUCGGCAAGGACAACACCGCCUGGCAGCUGCGGGCGCGCAGGCUUAUUGGCUCGAAAGCAAAGUUUCCUGUGGGGCCGAGGGAGGAUUUUGACUGGCCCAGCGCUUGCCUGGAGAUGGAGCAACUGAUUACCUGCUGGACCGGCAUGGCACAAGAUGACCUCAGACAUCACCAAGCCGUCGAGGAGGAAGACCAGGGUGACCAGGGACCAGCAGAGAUGGAGCCAGGGAGAGAUGCACAGGGCGUUGAUGAACGGUUGGUUGGCGAGCUCGUUGGCGAGCUGGAGCAGAGAUUAGGCGAUAACCCAGAAGAGGAUGCUUUAUUUGAGGGGCACGAUGGCGCUCUUGAUCAUCAACAGGCGCAUCCGGGUAAUGGAGAACAUGUAGAAAUCAUUCAGCAUCAACCACCAAGAAGUUCAAGCCCGCCCCCGGCGCUUGAGCACCUCACCCUGCUCUCGGGCCACAUUGCCCAGGUCACCUCCGUCCUCUUGUUAGGUGGCGACGGGACGCUCUGCGCCACGGGCUCCAGAGAUUACAACGUUAAUCUUUGGAAACUGCACGCGGACUCGAGCAGCGUGCUGCUGCACACGUUGCUCGGCUCCUGCAACUUCAGCACCCAUCAAGGAUGGGUGUGGUGUCUGGCGUCUCAGGGACCGCUGCUGGCCUCGGGAGGGUUCGACAGCACGGUGCGGCUGUGGGACCUGCAGGCGUCCGGCGCCGAGAAGGGAUUGAUCAAGGCGGGAGGUGCUGUGAUGUGUUUGACCUGCUUGCCUGACGUCCUGCUGGCUGGCACGUUUGACAAAACGGUCAGCGUUUACGACCCGAGAGCUGCUUUUACUUGCCUGAAAAGCCUCCGUCUCCAUACCAACGUAGUCAUGUGUCUGGCGGCUGACGACAAAUACAUCAUCUCUGCGGCCAAGGACUGCACCGUGGUCGUCUAUGACCGCCGGGCGGACAAAACCUUGAACAAAGUCCGGCUGAAUGGUUACUUGCGUUCCAUGAGCUACAGCGACAGUGAGGUGUGGGGAGGAGACCACAGGGGCGCGCUGCAUUCCUUCACCAUGCGGGACGGGAUAUUGAACUCCAGAGCGUACUUCAAUGUGGGGCACACGGCUAUGAUAAACGGCAUUCAUAAGUCACCUGGAAGCCUCUACACCUGCUCCUCUGAUUGUACCGUCAAGGUGCACAUCCCGUGUCGGCCUCCGAAGACUUUAUGCACACUGCGUCAUCAAGCUGGAGUCUCUGGGCUGAGUGUGGUGGACGGAACCCUGGCUGUCACCUCGGGGGAAACGGAUGUGGAAAUCUGGAGACCCAGAAAGUCAUGAAGUUGCACGUGGACAAAACCGCAACAGCAACAGCUGAUUCGUAUAUAAAAUCAGGUCAACAUUUUAUAUAAAGCAAAGACUUACAAAGCCAGUCUAGAAUUUAAAGUCAGUCUCAAUAUUUAAAGGAACCCUACUACCUUUAUAAAGCUACUUUAAUAGGAUAGGGAAGCCCUUGUGUACAGUAAAAAGCCACAAGACAAGCUGUAUAUCAACAAUUCUGCACUGUGAGAGACAGGAAUACAACAUUUUGAUUGAGGCUGUAUCUUGGGAUUUUUUUUCAGAAUCAGAAGUACUUUAGAAUUAAAAAAAAAAAUCAGUCUAAGCCUGGGCCCCUCCAGACUGAGGCCAAGGGAAAAAAAACUCAUAGCCAAAGCACACAUAAACAUGUAUGUAAGAGGGAAACAUCCAAGAACACAAAGGACAUCAAAGAGCAGAGCUGAUGCAACCAGCUGCCACUCCAGCAGUGCAGUUUCUACAUACUGCUACAAAAGUUUAAAAAAAAAACUUAAAAUAAUCAACCAAUAAUAUGAAGUGUGCACACACGAUUGCAUAACAAA
Nerophis ophidion (straightnose pipefish) is the source of this 2402-nucleotide messenger RNA. RefSeq names its product F-box and WD repeat domain containing 9 (gene fbxw9). The coding region runs from base 289 to 1845 and encodes 518 amino acids. Gene Ontology annotation, molecular function: protein binding. The transcript is spliced from 7 exons. The record is from RefSeq and is a predicted model, not a curated record. NCBI's taxonomy places the organism in Eukaryota, Metazoa, Chordata, Actinopteri, Syngnathiformes, Syngnathidae.